GUUAGGUUUUAAGCAAAAAUAUUUUGAGAACAAAUAGUUCAUGUUUGAAACAUGGAAACAAGAAAAGUUUCUUUGAAAUAUGAUAUACCAGAUGAAUCGGAAGAUGACAAUGUAAUUGGAAAAACUGAAGAACCUCAAACUGCUAAAGAUUUAUUUGCGGUUUUUGCCCCAGACUCGGAUAGUGAGUCUGAAGCUGAUAUCGAAGAGGAUAAAGAUUUCACCCCUUCCAACAAAAAGAAAAAACUUGCCUCCACACCAACAAGUGGUAAAAAAAGAUAUUUACAAAAAUACCAAGCGAAAUGGAAUGAUGUACCCAGUUUCAAACCUUGGUUGUCACCCAGUGUACAUGGGGACAUAUAUUUUUAUUGUAAAUUCUGCAAGAAGGAUUAUAAAUGUGGAAAAUCUGAAAUUUUAAAGCACAUGUCGUCUAAAAAGCACAAACUGCAUAUACAACCACAAUUAAAAGUUCAUAAAAAAUUUUCUUUUCGUGGAUUGCUCUGCCCUGUUUUCACCCCUUUCAAAAGGACAAAAGCAAUGGAAGUGAACUAUGCUGUCUUGGCCCAGUAUUCUAGUUUUCUAAAAGCUUGUGGAGUGAAAGGAAUUUUAUUGAAUGACCAAAUUGGGGAGGGAAUGUCUUUGACUGUGCAAGAAAGAAAAUCUUUAACUGAAGAAUGGGUGCAGCAUUGUGAAAAAAAUGGACAAUUUUUAAUGGUUCAGAUAGGUGGUGUUCCCUUAAAAGAAGUUAUAGAUUUAGCUAAUCACUGUGAAACUAAUAAAGUUGGUGCUGUAGUAUUAUUACCUGACCUCUAUAACAGACCUAGAAAUCACUUGGAUCUUGUGAAAUAUGUGAAAUUAGUAGCCGAAGAAACAAAGGAUAUUCCCAUUUUGUAUCAUCAUCAUCCAAAAUAUACAAAUUUUGAUUUGGACAUAACUAAUUUUUUACUUGACAUUACUGGAGAAGUUGAUUCCUUUGUUGGAUUAAUACACAGUACAAAUGAUCUUCAAUCAGCAUUAUCCAGUCUUCAUGUGAAUGAGAAACACUUUACUGUUUUUAUUGGUACAGACGAGGUGAUUUUAGGUGCUGCUGCAAGUGGAUUCUCAUGUAUAAUGGCAAACACUUCAAAUUUAUUUGGGAAAUUAGUUGAAACUAUAUGUUUUUCUUCUACAAAAGGUGAAAUAUCAACAGCUCAAAAGACGCAAGCAGUAUUAGCCAAGGCCCUUUAUCGUAUUUUUUCUUAUGGUGAUACGGUUCCUGCUCUAAAAGCUGCAAUGUGUAUUGUUUCUAAACUUCCCCUAGGACCAACCCGUGAACCUUUAGAAGCCAUAUGGGAGGGAAAUUUGGAGAAAAUGAAGAACGAACUACAUGAAAUGGGUCUAGUAUGAACGAAAACAAAUCAUUUUUUAUUUUUGAUUGUAAUAUAUAUAUGUUUUAACUUUUGAAUAUCACCUUGUUUCUUAUGUGAGCAUUUUCUGUUGAUUUUAUGAUAUCUUUUAUUCAUCAUUUCAAUAAAAUGUUUUCACAUGUAA
Messenger RNA from Harmonia axyridis, 1527 nucleotides. RefSeq names its product N-acetylneuraminate lyase-like. Gene Ontology annotation, molecular function: N-acetylneuraminate lyase activity; 4-hydroxy-tetrahydrodipicolinate synthase activity. Gene Ontology annotation, biological process: N-acetylneuraminate catabolic process. The record is from RefSeq and is a predicted model, not a curated record. NCBI's taxonomy places the organism in Eukaryota, Metazoa, Arthropoda, Insecta, Coleoptera, Coccinellidae. Bases 52 to 1383 code for a protein of 443 amino acids. The transcript has 9 exons.